CAAAACUACAGGAUCGAUUGCAGUAUGGUUUGGCCAAGCCACGUAUAUAAGGCGAAGCUCGUAUAAGUUGAUAACGAUUUGGCAGAAACAUGGAAUCAAAAAACAAUCGAUACAUCGAGCAAAGCGCUGGACAUCAGAUGGUGAAAGAUGACAAUUUUUGUGAUAUGCCAAUAAUUGCUGAUGGAAGACUUACCAGAUGUAGACUUGGCGAUUUCUUGAAACAGGAUAUCACAAAUCCUGUCGUUCUUGCAAUGUAUCCUACCUCUGCGUUGAAUACAAACUAUCCUUUGAAAAAUCUCAAGAAGUACCAAAAGAUGGAGUACCCGUCUAACUCAUUUGAUACGGCUGCUGUCUCGGUAAUGAGGAUUAUUGCAACGAUCGGCUCUGGGGUUCCUGUUUUAGCGUUUGAAAUCCCUAAGAAUCUGAAUUCCCUGGAGGCACACUGGAGAAGGUGGAUGCCCUAUUAUGAAGAAUGUACGGAUAUCAGGAUUCUAAAUCAUGAAAAUCUUGCUAAGAUUGAUGAUGGCUCGUUAUUUACCUUAUUCCCAUGUGAACAAAUCCCAGCUCAGAAGCACGCGAUUAAUCCUGAUACAUUCUACGAAAUUUACUCUAAGACCUUUAUCCCAAAAAUCAAAAUCAAACAACCAAGAGACAUGACGAAAAAAGAAGCAAAUGCUCCAUGUGUGAUUAAAAUUCCAAUCGCCGGUGGUUCUGAGGGUGUAAAGAUAGCGACAACCGACCAAGAAAUUCUUGAAUAUGAAGAAUGGGUUAAGAAAGUGGGUUGGACAGGAGACCUGGUCUAUCAAGAACUUUUGACUGAUGUAAUAGCUGAUCGAGGAGUCCAGGUAUACAUCCAUAAAGAUGGCUCCGUCAAACUUGGAGGUUUCAGUAAUCAGACUUAUAGUAGCUGCUCUGCGAGGAACUGGAAUGGAGGUAUCUUUUAUAGGACUCCAGAAGAGGACGAAGUCAAUCUACGUAUGCUGAGAUUUCUGCAGCCUGCGAUCAAAAAACUCCACGAGAUGGGUUAUUUUGGUUACGUUUGUUUUGACGUUAUGGAAACACGAAACGGGGAGCUAUUCCUGAUCGAUAUAAACCCAAGGGUCUCGGGAUCGAAUCCCCACAUGUCGAUGAUGGAUGGUAUGGCAGAAAAGGGAUUCCCCGUUUCGAUGUAUACUGAAUCAAACGAUUUGACAAUCACUGUCGAAGAGUUAAUAUCUCGAGCAAACUGCCUAAACAAGAAUAAUGAUGAUGCCGUAAUAAUUAUUAUUGCGGCACAAGCUACUGAGAGCGGCACCUUGAAAACUGCGAUUUCAACAUUUGCAACUAAGAAAGAUCAACUACUAGAAGCCAAAGAAAAUGCAUUUAAUUUCUUCCAGGCGUAUUGGGACAUAUCUGCUUAA
Molecule: messenger RNA, 1400 nt
Organism: Owenia fusiformis
Lineage: Eukaryota; Metazoa; Annelida; Polychaeta; Sabellida; Oweniidae
Source: the annotation of a GenBank genome assembly